AUGCCGUUCGGGUUGUGCAAUGCUCCAGCAACGUUUGAAAGGCUGUUGGAACUUGUGCUUACCGGGCUAAUUGGCGAUGCCUGUCUGGUCUACUUGGAUGACAUCAUCAUCGUGGGCCGUACGUUUGAGGAACACCUUCAAAACCUGGAACGCGUGCUCAUGAAGAUUCAGAGUGCCAACCUCAAGUUGAGUCCGAAGAAAUGUUCACUAUUCGAACGACAAGUCAAUUUUUUGGGGUGUGUAGUGUCGGAAGAAGGUAUCCGCACGGAUCCGGAGAAAAUCGCAGCUGUCAAGGAUUGGCCGGUUCUAAAAGAGAAGACACAGGACCGUCUGUGCAAAACACCUAUUUUGGGAUACACUGAUGCAAGCAAAGAAUUUAUAGUUAACACAGACGCAAGUGAUAUAGGACUUUGCGGUGUGUUGUCUCAACGGAAUGGUGAUCAAGAGGUCGUGAUAGCGUACUACAGCAAGUCGUUGUUAAAACCGGAAAGGAACUAUUGUGUCACAAAACGCAAAUUGCUAGCUGUGGUAAAGUCGUUGCAGCAUUUUAACAAAUAUCUUCUGGGGAGAAAAUUUCACUUACGAACUGACCAUGCUGCACUAAAAUGGCUAUUGCAGUUUAAAAAUCCAGAAGGACAAGUUGCGAGGUGGAUUGAACUACUGCAGGAAUACGACUUUGAGAUCGAGCAUCGCAGCGGGAAAUCUCAUGGCAACGCAGAAGCAUUGUCAAGAAGACCUUGUUCUGAAGAUUGCAAACAUUGUACUAGGCAAGAGAGUAAAGAAGUGGUAUCCGUGAGGAUGCUUGGGACAGACCACCUCCGCAACGAGUGGAAGGACAGUUUACAACGUGCACAGCAGGAAGAUCCGGACAUCAAGCCGAUUCUGCAAUGGAUGAAGGUCAGUGCUCCCAAGCCCAAAUGGAGCGACGUCUCAGCGAUGAGUUCGACCACUAAAAGCUAUUGGGCCCAGUGGGACAGCUUGCUGCUUCAGGAUGCAGUUCUGUGCCGUAAAUGGGAAAAUGUUCGGGGAGACAGCUGUCAUUUGCAAAUGGUUGUCCCUAAAGCUAAAGUACCGGAUGUUCUACAGCUGUACCAUAGUGAUUAUUCAGGAGGCUAUCUGGGAGUUAAACGAACUCUACUGAAGAUCCGAGAACGGUUUUACUGGGUCCACUGUCGAAACGAUGUCGAGGACUGGUGUCGCAAAUAUACAAGUCGUGCGGCUGUAAAGGGACCUCAGACUCAUAGUAGAGGUGCAUUGAAGUUAUACAAUGUUGGUGCACCAUGGGAGAGAAUAGCCAUUGACGUGGCGGGGCCGUAUCCGGAGAGUGAAAGCGGUAACAAGUAUUUCAUGGUUGUGAUGGAUUACUUCACUAAGUGGCCAGAAGUCUUCGCCAUUCCAAAUCAAGAAGCUUCAACAGUUGCAGAUAAACUAGUUCAUGAAGUAUUAUGUCGUUUUGGAGUACCUUUAGAGAUUCAAAGCGGUCAAGGAAGGAAUUUUGAGUCUCAAAUAUUCCAGGAAACUUGCCAAGUUAUGGGUACUCAUAAAACAAGAACGACUUCUUAUCACCCGCAAUCUGAUGGAAUGGUAGAACGAUUUAAUCAGACAUUGGAGAGGUACCUAGCAAAAGUUGUAGACAAUCGGCAACGAGAUUGGGACAAGCACAUACAACCGUUUUUGUUGUCAUAUCGAAGCGCUGUUCACGAAAGUACAUCAGUGACACCAGCUUUUGCAAACUUUGGAAGAGAAUUACGGCUGCCCGCAGACUUGAUCACCGGGAUACCACCUGAUGCCCCACGCAGUAUAACCGAUUAUGCAAAUGACUUGCGGAACAAAAUGAAUGACAUUUAUAAGCACGUCAGACAAUCGGGCCAGCAAAUGUCCGAAAAGAUGAAAACCCGGUAUGACCGCAAAAUGAACAACAAAGGAUUGGACGAAGGUUCACUAGUGUGGUUGCACAAUCCAGUCCGCAGCAAAGGGAAAUCUCUUAAGCUUCAAGCUAAAUGGGACGGCCCGUACCGGAUUGUGACCAGGAUCAACGAUGUAACCUACCGGAUACAGAAAGGCGCAAGAGGGACUCCUAAGAUCGUGCAUGUGGAUCGCCUGAGGCGUUAUUAUGGUGCCGAUAAUGCUCGGGACGAGCAUGUCUUAGGAGGGACAGUGUUGCGCGCCCAAGUUGACACAUGUAUCCGGCACUAG
Molecule: messenger RNA, 2196 nt
Organism: Parnassius apollo (apollo)
Lineage: Eukaryota; Metazoa; Arthropoda; Insecta; Lepidoptera; Papilionidae
Source: the annotation of a GenBank genome assembly